UCAGCUGUUUCUCUGACCUCUGACCUUUAGCUCUCCUCUGCCUGACAAGUGGGCUAAAGCUAAAUGGGUGGCAAGCACAAACCCUCCAACAUGGCAGCCUUCCUCGUGAUUAAACUGUUUCUAUUGUGUUGUUAUAGAAAAUGAAUGAAUUUACAAAGUAUAGUUCUGGAGAGGAUCGCUGACAUGUGCUGAAGUUUUCCUGAAGAUUACCAGGAAGAAAAGAUAAAUGAAGUUCUCAGCGGGGGCCACCGUAUUGUUGGAGAGGAUUCAGACUAGUCAGCAUGCUGCACAUGAGCACAGACAAUAAGAGCACGCAACCUGACCGCAUCCCCAUUGUAGAGCCUGAGAAACUCGAUCCUGGCUCCCCUUUUUUUCACGGCUCUGCUCGGACUUUAAAGGGCGUGUGGCUGCAUUAAUAAAACAGCGGGCGAACAGAUACACCGCAGAAAGACGCUUCAUCAGGUUGCAUUUCAUUGUGAUGUGGAGUCGUGCAGGAGCAAUUCACAUUCAGAUCAGAUGUGGCUGCAUCUCUGGGCCUUUGUCAUGCUGUUAUCUCUGAGAAUACAGAUUCUAUUAGCCAGCAAGGAGAAAAAAAUCACAAAUUAAAGAAGAUUUUGAGUCAUAUUUUAACUGUGAGGUUUUAACUGAACACUGGUGUGACACAUGUAAUGUUCCUGAUGCAAAUGUGUCAACUCGCCGUGUUACACUGGAGAGAGAUGGAUAUAUGUAGGCCAGCAACAGAGCGCUUACAGAAGCGAGCCGGCAUAAAUGAUUAACAGCAGAGCUCCCUCUCACAUUACUGGAGGUGAAUUAGUCAUCGUGGCCGCUCAAACGGAGCUCCAGAGAUCCAGCAGUCAGAGGACGACAAGUUAUUUUAAUCUCUGAUGUUGACUGAGCUGAUCUCUGACUGCUGAUCAUCCCUCAUUGUAGCAACUUUCCUAUUUUACGCAAUUUGAGUGCGCCUACAUCAAUGAGUGCAUGACUGUUUGUUUUAGUCGGGUGAAGUCACAUUUGUAACAACAUAAGUCGAGCCAAAGUGUUUUUUAGUAGAGAAGUCAGAUUAAUGUUAAAUGUGUGUGACUAUCUUAACUAUUAAGUUUAAGAAGGUAUUGACUGAUUUAAAAUUGAGGUUAAGACACCAGAAAAUUACAUAGAAAACUCCAACAAAUGCAGAAACUUAUCCUUUUAAGACAAAACAACGUGCCUCAGUGCAUCUUCUUUGAGUUUGUUAUCCUAAAAUAGGCAUAAAUUAGAGCUAGAUUUGUCUACAAACCUGUUAUAUGUGCGUAUCAGCAGUGGAAACAGUGAAACCUGUGACUUUUUAACCUUUGAUAAAGCAAAAUGUUCGUAGAAAAGCACAAUCACAGGUCUUCUAGGGACAGCAGCGUUAGUGUGCUCUACACUUAUUUCAUUGUGUGCCUUCUGGCUUUCUGCAGAAACUUGCCAAAACUCUGUCAACCCCCCACAAGUGGACUGUCUCUACUGCAAAGCUGCACCUGUUAGUCUGCUCACUGCUGUCAUGUCCCCUGAGCGACCGGCUGUUUAUGUGGAAACUUUUUAGAACUUUUCCUUCCAGCAAACAAACAAAAAAAAUCCCUAAUCUGACCAAAAAACACAAAACAAAUAAAGGUUAGUGUUUGCAAAGACAGCACAAAAAGCCAUUAUUUUAUUUUGCACGUCUCCUGAAAGCCUCCAUAUGUCUUUGUCCCAUCAUCAGGUGUCAGGUUUUGUUGGCCCUCGAUGGUUAAUUAAACGUGAUUGCAGCGUUGGAUGAGUCUGAGUGAAGGAGCUCCAGUGUUUCGCACUGAGCAGGCUUCCCAGCUGUUUGUGCGCCCUGAUCGGUGGGCGGGCAGAGAGUCAGACUGAAAACUGGGUGGGGUUUGAGGCAGCGCUUUUAGGAAUGGGUCCCAAACCUAUUUAGUUAGACAGCAGAGUUACCAAGAAGAGCUGGAAACACCUGAUGGUAUCUUUGGGACAAUCCGCUCCAUAUUACUGCCCUCUUUACUGUCGCAAGAUAAAUCUACCUCCAGGCUUCAUCACUGUCGAAGUUUUUUUUUUGUGUGUUGUUUUCUCUUCUGAAAAAAGUUAGAGCCAGCUGAACUCUCCUGUCUCUCCUCUCUCUCUCUCUCUCUCUGCAUCCAAAGAAUUACCGAUAAGGAGACAUUGCACUAUUAUUUCGUGUUGUUUCUAUUUAUUGUAUUUUUGCACUAACGAUGCACACCACGCAAAAGGACACGACUUACACGAAGAUUUUUGUCGGGGGGCUUCCCUACCACACCACGGACUCAAGUCUCAGGAAAUAUUUUGAAGUUUUUGGUGAGAUUGAAGAAGCGGUGGUGAUCACUGACAGACAGACCGGCAAGUCUAGAGGUUAUGGAUUUGUGACGAUGGCCGACCGCUCGGCCGCUGACCGGGCCUGCAAGGACCCCAACCCAAUCAUCGAUGGCAGGAAGGCCAACGUCAACCUGGCCUACCUGGGGGCCAAACCUCGGGUGAUGCAGCCAGGUUUUACCUUUGGUGUUCCCCAAAUUCACCCUGCGUUCAUCCAAAGGCCUUACGGCAUCCCGGCCCACUACGUCUACCCUCAGGCCUUCGUUCAGCCUAGCGUGGUCAUCCCUCACGUGCAGCCGACGGCCGCUGCACCUGCCACCGCCUCCUCCCCGUACAUCGACUACACCGGAGCCGCCUAUGCACAGUAUUCUGCAGCCGCCGCCAGCGCUGCCGCCGCCGCAUACGAGCAGUAUCCUUACGCCGCCUCCCCUGCCGCCACGGGGUACAUGACCACCACCGGCUACGGCUACGCAGUCCAGCAGCCUUUAGCCACCACCGCCCCGGGUUCGGCCGCCGCCGCCGCCGCAGCCUUCGGCCAGUACCAGCCUCAGCAGUUGCAAGCCGACCGCAUGCAAUAGCAGCGACUGCAGGCACUGGACAUGCAGAGAGAGGAGGCCCGAGCCCGGCCACCGCUGAUUUACUACAAGGAGAGCAGGAAAAGAAAGAGGGAGUGGCCUUGAGAGUGUGGCGUGUCAGCAGCUCAGAGGCAGAGUUGCUUUGAAAAGGUGAUGAUGAUGAUGAUGGUGGUGAUGAUGAUGGUGAGGUGGGAACUUUUUACAGUAACUUUCCAACUUGCUGUGCUUCAACCAAAAAAAAAAAAGCAGAAAACGAAAAAAAGUGGCAGAACAAAUAAUGAAAACGGUUUAUUCUUGUUGUUGUUAUUACUAUGAUCAUUAUUAUCAUUACUAUUAUCAUUGUAGUAGAGUACUUAUUUCUAGAGAGAAGAUCCAGGAACUAAUCCCUGUGGUUGGUAUAGGUGUUCAACUAAGCCUUCAAGUCCUAUUGCUGUCUUUAACGUUAGUUUAGAAAAAUGCUCUUUUUUUUUCACUUGUCGCGUUCCACAAGUGUUUUCAGUUAUUUAAUGCCCGCAUAACAUUUAUAUUUAUUAUUGUCAUUAUUACACAUGGAGGGCUCUGCUUGUUCUUUUCGUCUUUUCAAAUGCAUUUUUUGGAGUUAAUAUUUUCUGAUAAUCAGGGAAAUGGAACCGUUUCCAAUGUGUUAGCUAUUAUUAUGUGACCUCUGUCAGGAAGUCGAGGAGUCAGAACUCGUCGUUUCACACACAUUUGAAGAACUACUUCUUUUUUUUAAUCUUCCUGAUGCUGAAUGUCCCUUUUUUAUUUACUCUUGUGUCUCAACCUCUUGACCUAUGCAAAACAAACAAAUCACCAUGAGACAAAAAAAAAAGACAGAAAGAACUGAAAAUGUCAUCAACUCUGACUUGACUCGUGGACUAAAAGGGGAACUUGGCAAACAAAACAAAGGCACUGACAAAAGGAGAGAGGUUGAAAACGGCCUCAGACAAUGAGAAACACUAAAUCUGUUGCUUUUCCACAUUUCACUCUCACGUACACUGACGCACACAUCCAGAGUUGCACACAUAGCAGUCGGAAAGACAAAGGCAGCACAGUCGUGUUUCUCUCUCUUGCUCCGGGAUGGAGAGAGAAAGGAAAGAGAGAAAAGAGAGAGAGCAGCUGCUGGUGGGGGUUGGACAGAGCCGCUCCAGCUCCACACAGACGGAUCACUCUGGAAAGAACGCAUCACUUGUGCUCGUUUGUUGAGCUGUCACAUUUUAAUCCCCGGCCGAGCCCAUUGGGAACCAACUUUACACCCUUUCCACCCGACACGGAGCCCCAUGGCCAAGCCCCACCGCCCCCCAGGCUCUGCCGCCGUCAGCAUUUCCACCUCUGUGCUGCUGUCGUCUGGCGUCAGGUACAAACACUUUAACCAAAGCCACCCCAACAACUGGCCUGCCUCAUGUCUGUCAAGAACACCAGGUGGGGUGGAGAGAAAAAAGGGGGUUUUACUCUUUGACUUUACGUUGGUCUGUGUGCCUUACAUUUUUACUGCUAUUUAAGAGAGAAAAAAAAAUGAAAAAAGAGAGAGAUCUACUAUUUAAGAUAUUUAUUUUUGAGGGUUGACUAUGUUGACGAGAGUAGAGACUUAGUGGCGGUACUGUAUUAAUAAUAUUAUUAUGUACUCAUCUCAAGGCAUAUAUAAGUUAUUGAUUAGUUUUAUUAUUAUUAUUAUUAUUAUUACUAUUAUUAUUAUUAUUAUUAACAUACUCAACCAAAAAUGUUGAUGUAGGAGUUAUUUAAGAUACUGUUACGUGCACUGUACUUUUAUUUUUUAUCUUUUUGACUCUUCAGAACAUUAAAUAGUAGUUUAAUGCCUUUUGUAUGGAAGAACUUUAUUUAAAUGCAGACCUGUUUGCAUGCAGAUUGUACUCUGCCUCUUCUGUGUUUAGAUAAGAGGAAAAAAAAACAAUAACUUUGACAAAAACAAGCAAAAAUGCUGCUUUUCUCUACUAGAAUGUAUAGUCAUUGUCGAGGUUUCAGUAGCUGUGCUUCUUUUGCUUAAUAUUCAUCAGAUGGGCUAUUUUACACUGUUGGGAAUUUUUAUACUUGAACUCUUUCUUACAAGGGAAAUAUGAGAAAUAAAUGGCAAAAAAAACUUUUUAAGGAGCUUUUCAUUGUCACUGGAUGAAGGCAUGUAAAGUGUUACUAUUUAAAUGCAAAGGUCCUGUUGAUAUUAAAACCUUUACUUCAGAAUUUCAACACCAUUUACUCAAAUUGGAAUAAAAUGUUCUAUAUUUA
Molecule: messenger RNA, 5144 nt
Organism: Acanthochromis polyacanthus (spiny chromis)
Lineage: Eukaryota; Metazoa; Chordata; Actinopteri; Pomacentridae
Gene: rbm24a
Product: RNA binding motif protein 24a
Exons: 4
Coding region: 2214-2909 (231 amino acids)
Cellular component (GO): cytosol
Molecular function (GO): mRNA 3'-UTR binding
Source: RefSeq, a predicted model, not a curated record